AUCUUUGCGAUAGCAGUUAGCGAGAUUUGUUUUUCCAGGUAUUCUAGUUACAUGAUAGCGACGGAAAACGAACCUACACUAAGUCUGAUAUUUUCCCAUACGACAUUACACAGCUUGUAAAAUGCUUUUCUUGAUGGAGUCUACGAUUUUCUUAGUUAUACUCCUGUUGAUAAAUCCACACCAUUGUGAACCAGACUGUUGGAAAGAUUUAAACGACGCUUCGACAGUACAAGCUCAAAACUGCUUAAAACUCGGAAUGCCAAUUAUACAACAAAUGAUGGCAAAGAAUCAGGAGUUGGAUAAAACUGAUGAUCCUACCCCGGACGAAUUAGCGACAUAUAACCUCGAAAUGUAUGGUAUUAUGUGCAGCGAUCAAGGUAAAAGGGCGAUUCAGUGCCAGUUAGAUUUUGCAUCUUCAACGUGUCCGCAAGCAUUUACUUAUGCGAAGUCCAUUCCAUAUUUUCCAACUACACCAGCGAUGGAUACAGCUUACAUUCUUCAUUUUGGAAGUGUGGAUGCUAUUUGCUCAGGACAUGAAAAAUCAUAUGCCGAUGAAGUUAGAGACUUGUUUAAUCGUCUACAAAUGAAUUUUCCAAGUACGAGCAAAUGCAUUGCUAAGGCAAAUACCACAAAAAACCAGUUUGUUGGAAAGUAUAAUGACGAUAAACAAUAUGCCGUUGCCCUUAUCAAUUUGUACGCUCAGGAAUGCAGUCUUCCUUCCUCAGGGGCUGUGUAUAGAAAAAUAAACAGUGUACUUCGUAACGGAAAUUCUGAACAACCUUGGAAACAAGCAGGUGAUCUUAUAGACAGAGGUCUUGACAUACUAGGCCAAGAAACAGUAAGUGUGGUGUACAGAGGCUGCCGCACUCCUGUCACAUUUACAUCUGGCUCUGAGUACAUGUUCAGUCAAAUUAUUAGUACAUCAUUAGACCCUAAAGUUGCCUUGUUGUUUGGUUGUUUCAAUGGAUACCAAAAUUCACAAGAAAACAACCUCCUCAAUACUUUCUUUGAAAUACGAAAUGCACGUGGUGUCCGAAUUGAUAAAUACUCUGCGAUGAAUAAUGAAGAAGAAUUCCUUAUGCAGUCAGUAAGUUCUUUCUUUGUUGUUAACACAACUGAUGAUUCUCAGGACAUCAAGAAGAAAAUAGAUGAAAUUGUUGUACACGGAUAUCAGAUAUACCCCGCUGUGUAUGUUACCUUAGAUACGGUGUGUACUUCAAAGGACACGAGCGCCGCUGACACGAGCGCCGCUGCAACGUUUGUUGUCCGGCGACAACUGAUUCUUGUUUUCUUCUGUCUGUAUGUCAAUACUAUUAUCGAAAUAUAAUCUAGCAACGAGACAAUACAAACAAUGAAUGCGAAAAUUAGCUUUUAAGUUAAAUUUGUUUGGUGUUUUACGUUAGAUUAUUAUGCACGCAAGUUAUUUACAGAAAAUAUGCAAAUAUGUAUAAAUCAAAGCGUUUUAUGGUCUUUGAGACGAGGACUUACAAGUUUUGUCGUCUUUUAGGAGAGGAUCGACAUAAAAUAUUGUCAUGCUAUCAUGUGUAUGUUUUUAUGUUCUUUCACUUCUAUAGGUUUGCUUGAGAAACAGUUGUAACAUUUGAGUGCAGGCAAAAGUUUCCAAAUUCUAUAAUAAGAAGCUUACAACAAGAAGUGCAUUACUGUCAGAUUAUAAAGCGUUUAUCUUCCUUCUUGUUUUUAGCAUGUCGUUUUAAGAAGAAACAUUAAACUUCCGACGACUGCAUAUUUGUCUGCCAAAUUAAAUGCAUAAGUUCAUAAAUUUUCAGUGUGAAAUUAGAGCAAAUUUUAAAUAGUUUAAUUUCUUUACUUGACAAAUUAUCAAUGACCUUAAAGCUAGGAAAGUCAAUCAGUUAACUCAAAAUGGGUUGCAGUCUCUGUAAGCAUAUCAAAUAGCCUAAUGGAAUGAAAAUGACAAAUAAACUAGUAAUUUAACUUUGCAGUUUUUAUUUAUUCGUGGUAGAAUGAUAAAUAUUACUGUAACAUAUUAUAUCAGAUGUAACGUUUGUUAGGUUCAAAUACAUAUUACUGAAACAUU
Messenger RNA from Mercenaria mercenaria, 2056 nucleotides. RefSeq lists its product as uncharacterized. The transcript is spliced from 4 exons. Lineage: Eukaryota; Metazoa; Mollusca; Bivalvia; Venerida; Veneridae. Bases 122 to 1327 code for a protein of 401 amino acids. The record is from RefSeq and is a predicted model, not a curated record. Gene Ontology annotation, molecular function: NAD+-protein-arginine ADP-ribosyltransferase activity; NAD+ poly-ADP-ribosyltransferase activity.